AUGUCAGAAGGAGAGGAGAAUGAGACUUGUUUAUUUUUAUCAUUUUUGCAAACUUUGGAAAAAUCUGCGAGGAAAAGAUUAUUCGAAAAACCAUCAUGUGGUAAGUGAAAAAUGGAAUUUCGUGGGAAAAAUAGGAUAUUUCAGCGUUUUUCAUUUUUCGAAUGCUUCCUCCAAUGUCACAACAAAUUAUUGUGCAAUUAAUUUGGAAAGGGAAUUUACAGUAAGUCAGUGUGCUUGAAAAGGCGUCAUCUAGGCUUCUUAUUUUUAAGCUGAAAAAUAUAAGCUAGAGCUCAAAAAAAUUUGGGGACUUUGGGUCACAUUUUCAAUCAAAAAAUCCUCUUAUGAAAAUUCAUUUUCCAGGCCCGAAACAUCUGAAAAUAUCGAUUGGGAUCGCUGGAUCAAACUAUUGUCUAGUCUAGAUAUCAUUCAACCAGACGAUGAAUCAACUUCGAAAAUACCGUAUUCAAUUGAUGUGAGUCAGAAAAAAAGUUCCCUUUCAAACAAUCCCCCAAAAAUUUGCAGUUCUCCUUCCGCCGCUCCUAUCUUUUCGCAGUUAUGAGUGGAUCAUGUCGAAUAUCUGGUCUAAAACAACAAAUCCUUGACGAGAAGAGAAAACAGAAAGAAGUUGGAAAAAAAGCUUCGGAAAGAUGGGAUUGUAUAUUGAGAUAUUUAGCAUUGCCGACAGAACAGAAUCAGAAAUCAGUUUCAGCCACAACGAGACAUCUUUUCAGUGCUGCAAAAUUUACGAGCGGUGAUGCGAAUAUUGAAAUUACAACUGUUGGUUUUCAAUUUCUUUUGCUUAGUCCGGUUCAACAAAUGUGGACAUAUAUAAUUGAAUAUUUCAAAUUAGAAAUUGCAAAUGGUCAUGAUAUUGUGGAUCUUCUCGAUUUAUUGAUUCAAAUUGUAUUAUGUGCAAAUAAAGGAUAUGAACCUGGACAUGAAGCAUUUGUAUUGGAAAAUGAUUGGGAUGAAAGACAAAAUGAAAUGAUUGCACAUCUUCGAGAACUUGGUGUUAUUUUUAUACGAAAAACUAAAGAUGGAAUAUUUUUCUUGACUCCACUUUUAUCGCAUUUAGCAACUUCGGAAUUGUCGACAGCGGGAAAUUCGAUUGAGAAAACUUCAAAUGGAAGUGUUAUUGUUGAGACGAAUUUCCGGUUAUACGCAUAUACUUCAUCUCCAUUGCAACUUGCGAUUUUGUCAACUUUUACUGAAAUGACUUAUAGGUUUGUUUGGGAAACUUUUGGGGAGAAGUUAAAUUUGAAGUUGAAGGAUUUUUUCAAAUAAAAAGCAACCGCUCUUAAGUGAUUCAGGUUUAGACUGAAACUAAUCAAAAAUUUUUCAAAGUGUUCCGAUUCAGAUUUUUUUCUAAAAACUGGUUCUGGUCCUAUUCAAAAAAUCCCAUCCUUCCAAAAGCCCCGUCGAAAUCCUACCAAAAUUAUUUGUUUUCUUCCAGAUUCAAUGACAUGUCGGUUGGUAUGUUGACUCGAGAAUCGGUUCGAAGAGCACUUCAAGUCGGAAUCACCGCCGCACAAAUUAUCUCGUUCCUACGAACAAAUGCACAUCCGCAAUGUUUGGCGACUGGUGGAACUUUGAAUUGUCUACCGAUUACUGUAGGUUCUUUUUGAGUUUUGAAAAUCGAAAAAUACCAACAAAAAAUGGUUUAUGAGAACUUUGAGGUCUCCAAAAAUCAUCGAAAACUCUGAAAAUAAAUCCUCAUGGUAUUUUUCCCACAGGUCGCCGAUCAAAUUCGACUCUGGGAAGAUGAACGAAAACGUAUGGAUCUCAAAGAUGCCUACAUGUAUUCAACAUUUGAAAGUGAUGAUGAAUAUUUUGGUGUUCGAAAUUUCGCGCAACAAGAAGGUAUUCUUCUUUGGGCGAAUAAUGAUCAAAAAUUGGUAAUUGUGACUGAAGACGGGCAUGAACGGGUUAAACAAUGGUAUAAGGCCAAUCGGAAAAGUUAG
Messenger RNA from Caenorhabditis angaria, 1961 nucleotides. Lineage: Eukaryota; Metazoa; Nematoda; Chromadorea; Rhabditida; Rhabditidae. The record is from the annotation of a GenBank genome assembly.